This is a messenger RNA of Neopelma chrysocephalum (saffron-crested tyrant-manakin), 2374 nucleotides long. RefSeq names its product epoxide hydrolase 1 (gene EPHX1). NCBI's taxonomy places the organism in Eukaryota, Metazoa, Chordata, Aves, Passeriformes, Pipridae. Gene Ontology annotation, biological process: epoxide metabolic process. The coding region runs from base 127 to 1521 and encodes 464 amino acids. The transcript is spliced from 9 exons. Gene Ontology annotation, molecular function: epoxide hydrolase activity. The record is from RefSeq and is a predicted model, not a curated record.
ACUACAUCUCCCGGCGGGCCCGGCCAGGGCCGUGCCCCUCUCCCGGCGUGCCGGGGGCGGCCCCGGCGGCAGCGAAGGGAGGCGAGGGGAGGAGUGGGAAGUGCGGUCCCGACCGCGGCAGGCAUUAUGCUGCUUGAAAUAUUCCUCGUUCUGGGGACAGUUAUUAUCUACUUCUUAUUUUCCAAGAAGAAGGAAGAGACAUUGCCCUUCAAAGAUGGAUGGUGGGGCAAGGGACAAAAGCCUGACACUGAAGAAGAUACAACUGUUCGGCCAUUUAAGGUGGAAACUACAGAAGAAGAGCUGAGCGACUUAUUUAGGAGACUUGACCAGGCUCGGUUCACUGAGCCACUGGAGAACAGUUGCUUCCAUUAUGGGAUUAACUCAGUGUAUCUCAGGAAGGUUGUCUCCUACUGGAAAAACCAGUUCAAUUGGAAGAAACAAGUUGAAGUCCUCAACAAGUACCCACAUUUCAAAACAAAGAUUCAAGGCAUUGAUAUCCAUUUUGUUCAUGUAAAGCCUCCUCGUUUGCCUGAAGGCCAGUCUGCAAAGCCCUUAUUAAUGGUUCAUGGUUGGCCUGGCUCAUUUUAUGAGUUUUACAAAAUUAUCCCUCUCCUGACGGAUCCUGCAAGCCACGGCCUCAGUGACGAACACGUUUUUGAAGUCAUUUGCCCAUCUAUCCCUGGUUAUGGUUUCUCAGAAGCACCCCACAAAAAAGACUUUAAUUCUGUAAGUGCUGCUUCUGUUUUUUAUGAAUUGAUGCUCAGACUGGGAUUCAACGAGUUCUAUGCCCAAGGUGGUGACUGGGGCUGGCUCAUCUGCACCAACCUGGCCCAGAUAGCUCCCAACCAUAUGAAAGGUCUCCAUUUAAAUCUAGCCUCGGUUACGAAGAUGGGAUUCUCUCACCUGCUCUCCGUUCUGCUGGGCCGCUACUUUCCAGGGCUCUUUGGUUUCCAGGAGGAAGAUAUUAGGCGGAUGUUUCCCUUCUUGGAAAAAGGGCUCUACAGGAUCUUGUCAGAGUCUGGCUAUGCUCACAUACAGGCUACAAAGCCAGAUACUGUUGGCUGUGGUUUGAAUGACUCUCCUGUAGGACUGGCUGCAUAUAUCCUGGAGAAGUUUUCUUCCUGGACUGAUCUGGAAUUCCAGAAUUUAGAGGAUGGAGGACUAGAGAGGAAGUUUAACCUGGACGAUCUGCUCACCAAUAUCAUGAUCUACUGGGUGUCAGGCUGUAUAGUCUCCUCAAUGCGUUUCUACAAAGAAAACUUGCAGAAGGGGAUAGGCACACAGAAACAUGAAAAGCUCACAGUGCAAGUACCUACUGGCAUUGCCUCCUUCCCUAAUGAAAUCAUGCACACACCCCAGGCUUGGGCCCAGAAGAAAUAUACCAAUAUAGUUUCCUUCCAUUUCAUGCCUCGAGGUGGCCAUUUCGCAGCUUUGGAGGAACCUGAACUUCUUGCUAAGGAUAUUCUGCAAUUUGUUGGGAAAGUAGAGAAAGAGCAACUUUGGAAAAAGAAAAGGGAAUAACUUCCCAUACAAACAGCAAGGGUAAUUACUUUUAGCUUAGCACAUGUACAGGGCUUACUAAGUCUACUGUAAUCCAUGUAAUUAGAUCUUAUUACUGACCAGAUAUGAGAGAGGACAGCAAGAAAAAUGCAGUGUAUCUCCAUGAGAUACUGCCAUAGGGACCUACUGAUUUUGGUUGUUUUUGUUUUUGCUUUUUUUUUUUUGUUGUUUCUUUAGCUAGACUAAGAAAGUAGCAGGAAGAUUACUUGGCUGUCUUCUAAAAUGUGUUCUGUAGUAUUCCUGACUCUUGCUUUGAGAUUAAAAUAUAGACCUUACAACAUAACUAACAACAGUUUAAUUGUUUAUGAAAGGCUUUUUUUUUUUUUUUAUUUCAUGGCAGCAGUAAAACUUGAGUUGCUGUAAGCAUGAAGUUCCUCACAUAAAGAAUGGGGAGCAGCCCAGCAAGACCUAACUUGCAUGAGUGCAUCAGGUAAUCAGCAUCAAUGAUCUACAGUACCUUUAAACGAGCCCCUUGCCUACUGCUGGCUGCCUUUCUCUUCCAGCCUGGGCUGUUAAGCAGCUUCCUGGCUGUGAAGAAGCUCAGCUCCUCUGUGCCAGGCUCCUUGGGUAGCACCAUGCAAAGAGCAGCUGGAACACACAGGUGCCUGUAGGUCGGACCAAAAGGAGGGGCUGGGUAGGAGUAAUUAUAGCCCAAGCUACCUCUGCACUGAGUUUGUACUCGUAACUUAAAUCAUAGCCCAGGGUAAGCUCGGCACACCGUGGUUUUGCACUGCUUUUGCAAGGCAUUGUAAAUACUCUUACUGAAGAAUAAAAAUUUGGUUAAUUCAAAAUUAAAAGAAAUUUGCAUUAAAAA